CCAGCACAUUUAUAUAUUUUAUGUUUGAGUCUGUUUGAAUUUAAAAAUAAAAUAAACUUCGUGUACGUGAAUACCAGGCACCAGUGUGGUGUGUGUGUGUGUGUGUGUGUGUGUGUGUGUGUGUGUGUGUGUGUGUGUGUGUGUGUGUGAGAGAGAGAGAGAGAGAGAGAGAGAGAGAGAGAGAGAGAGAAGGGGCUGGAAGCAUGGUGCCCCAGUUGUACGCAGACGCAGUGCUGUGUUUUCCCCCCUCUCCUAAUCCUUUCAGACUCCAGCAGGAGCUGUCAGCAGUGACGCCAAUCAUACAGAAGCAGCCAAUCACGGGCAGUGGUUAUUGUUGAGCUCUCUGGGCAGUAGCAGUGUCUAUGAAUCUCUAUUCAGUGUCUCAAUGCUUCCUGCUGCUGCUUCUCAAGCGUAGGGGAUUCCACUUAGACAUAAAGGGAAAAAAAACUUGAAAAACUUUUGGAGAAAAAGUUUUAUUUUAUUUUAUUCUUUUCCCACAGCCAGGUGACUGUAACUGCAAUGAGUGUGGAUGCUUUGGGGAACACAGUGAUGGACCCUGCAUUUUCUAAACGGAACACGGCGCUGAGAAUAGUAGACUUAGCAGGGGCUCAUCAUCAUCAUCAUCACCACCAUCCUCAUCACCACCACUCCCCUCAGACUAUGACAGGCUUCCCGGGGUACGUGGGUCAUUCCCACUCCAUGGCUCACAGGCACCCUGGGGAGUAUGCUGCUGAUUCUCGCCUAGGGCCAAGUCCUGCAUUUCGUCCAGAACACAUGGGGCACCAUCCAGCGGCCCUCAAGCUCAGCCCUGCCCAUAACCCUCACCACCAUCACCUUCACCACCAUCAUCAUAUGGCAGGCCAUGCUGAGGCUGCCUCCAGUCACACAGGAGCAUUUGUCCCGGCUCACUCAGCAGCUGUGCCCUACUCAAGUCUCCCCCACUCAGCUCAGAGUAUAUCUGCAGGUAGGGACUUUUUGCUAGGCAGAGAGCUGGCAGUGCAAGUGAUGCCAGGUCUGAGUGAGCAGACCUCUGCUGCAGCAUCUCACCAUGGAAUGUUUGUUUCAACAACAGGUAGCAGCUACCCCGGGCAGCAUGGGCACCACACAGAACAUGGGACCCACCCUUACUUCUCUGGAUCUCAUCAUGAGCAGCAUUCCCACCAUGCCACCCCAGGUGGGCAGCCUCUGAACGGACAGAUACGAUUGGGGCUACCUGGAGAUAUGUAUGCCAGGUCUGAUCAUUUCACUCAACCAGUGUCUAGGACAGAUCCCUUCUCUUCUGCGUCUCUCCAAGGCUACAGUAGCAUGAACCUUAACAUGAACAUAGCUCCUCAUCACGGACCUGGUGCCUUCUUCCGUUACAUGAGACAGGCAAUCAAGCAGGAGCUCAUCUGCAAGUGGAUAGAGGAAGAUCAGCUUCCGAAAAAACUUUGCUCCAAAACUUUCACUACCAUGCACGAGCUGGUCACCCAUGUCACCGUGGAGCACGUCGGGGGACCAGAGCAGUCCAACCACAUAUGUUUCUGGGAAGAGUGUGCCAGAGAGGGAAAGCCCUUCAAAGCCAAAUACAAACUUGUCAACCACAUCAGAGUCCACACAGGUGAAAAACCCUUCCCCUGCCCCUUCCCUGGCUGUGGGAAAGUUUUUGCCAGAUCAGAGAACCUUAAAAUCCACAAGAGAACUCACACAGGUGAAAAGCCAUUUAAAUGUGAGUUUGAAGGCUGUGACAGACGUUUUGCCAACAGCAGUGAUAGAAAGAAGCACUCACAUGUCCAUACCAGCGACAAGCCGUACAACUGCAAAGUGAGAGGCUGUGACAAGUCCUACACACAUCCCAGCUCACUGAGGAAGCACAUGAAAGUACACUGCAAAUCUCCACCUCCCAGUUCAGGCUAUGAAUCCUCAAUACCUUCGCUGGUGUCUCCAUCCUCUGAUUCAGGACAGGACCCUGCAGCCACCUCCUCUCACACAGAGCCUAUUUCAUCCUCCCAAGCUAACCUGAGUGAAUGGUAUGUGUGCCAAAGCUCAGGAGCAAGUGGCAUCCCCACCCCACCGAGCCACACUCCUUCACCUGAGCACCGGAAGGCUUCCUACAACAACUGCGAAGCUAGGCCAAAUUACUAGAACCCCACGCAAUGCAAAUUUUCUUUGGUUUACAUAAUCAAAAAGUACUGUAUUUUAUAAAGACUGGAGAUCACCCUGUUUUAUCCCUAGUGGAUUAAGGAGAGGACCAAUGCAACCUUAAUGGCUGAUGUGAUCACAAAUGUAAAACAAUAUUGUGUGGUAUGUGUGUGAAUGUGCGCUUAAAAUGGGACCUGACCUCCAAGAGUUUUCCUGUCUGCCCUGUACCUGGCCAGAAAAGCACAAGCAGUAACCUAGCACACUCUCUUUCCAAUCUACCAUUACGGUUCGCCUUGUCUGGACUAACUUCCCCAAAAACCAAAGUGUUUUGUUAAGGAUUUUUAAGGCGAUGCACUCUAUGAAUUCCCAUAGGCAUUCCCACACGGUGUAAUCCUUAAUGCUUUUAUAAAGUUGUUCUAUUUUUUUGUUUUUGUUUCAGGUUUGUUUAAAAUAUCUAUGAAAUAUUUUAUUAGCUUCAUGCUCAGUCAAAUGUAUAUACGGAAGGAUCACGUGGUUCAUGUUAGUGUGUAUAUAUUUUGUGUGAUGUAAAGGGACCAAUUUUGGCCACAUUAAUUUUUGACUACACUAUAAAAUGUGUAAUAAUUUAAUUAAUAUUGUCACAACUUUUUUUUUUUAAGAGCCAACGAUGUAUGAGUGUGGUUAAAUUAAUGUUAUUGUACAGACAGAAUUAUUAAACAUGUUUGUGAAGUGUCAUUCAAUUUUGAACAGAAGGUGGAUAACUCACAAGAGCAUUUAACAUGUUCUUUAAAAUAAACAUUUUUUGUACCAUGAAAA
This is a messenger RNA of Pseudophryne corroboree (corroboree frog), 2916 nucleotides long. RefSeq names its product Zic family member 4 (gene ZIC4). The record is from RefSeq and is a predicted model, not a curated record. Gene Ontology annotation, biological process: regulation of transcription by RNA polymerase II. Lineage: Eukaryota; Metazoa; Chordata; Amphibia; Anura; Myobatrachidae. The transcript is spliced from 2 exons. Gene Ontology annotation, cellular component: nucleus. Bases 520 to 2124 code for a protein of 534 amino acids. Gene Ontology annotation, molecular function: DNA-binding transcription factor activity, RNA polymerase II-specific; RNA polymerase II cis-regulatory region sequence-specific DNA binding.